Messenger RNA from Phialemonium atrogriseum, 2486 nucleotides. RefSeq lists its product as uncharacterized. NCBI's taxonomy places the organism in Eukaryota, Fungi, Ascomycota, Sordariomycetes, Cephalothecales, Cephalothecaceae. The coding region runs from base 285 to 2093 and encodes 602 amino acids. The record is from RefSeq and is a predicted model, not a curated record. Gene Ontology annotation, molecular function: protein phosphatase regulator activity. The transcript is spliced from 3 exons. Gene Ontology annotation, cellular component: cytoplasm; nucleus; protein phosphatase 4 complex.
GGCAAGCCUAGCCACGGGGAACGAUGGUUUGCAACUCAAAUCAAUCUUGGCUUCACCAUGGCCAGGAAUUUAUUCGUAGCUUCUAACGGUGAGGGGCACUGAAACAUGAAAGCGGGAGCUCCUUGGUGAUUGGCCAGUAAAAGCGAGUACCUGCCUAAGGUAUUGCACACAGUGGGGAAGUCUCCGUGUUUAGUCCGAAGUCACUGUUUUCACCUCAACUUUGAGCGAUCGCGUCAAGCUCAAGAGCAGUCCUCGCUACUGCAACACCGCAUCCAACCUCCACCAUGGAUAUUGACACCGAUGACGAUAUUCUGGGGAAGGUCGCCAAAGAUGGCACCAUAGACUACUCGGGCUGGCCGACCCUCUUGCCAGACCUUGUGUCGCGCAUCGAGAAGAUUGCACAUAAUGAAUUCCCAAUUCCCCGCAUUCCUCCUCCGAAGCCACCGGCCCGCGCCCCUUCGCCACGAUUCCUUGCCCCGCUACCCUCCUCCGACCCGAUCGAGCCUCCACAUUCGCCAGACUCAGCGUCAUCGUCGCAGGAGACGAACAAGGAGAAUGCAAACCCAUCCGCCGCAACGGUGCCGGCAACGGCAAACCCGGCCGGUCGAUCUAUUUCCAUGUCCGCCCCGAUGCUACCACCUCUCCAACCGCCCAUCGAACCCGGGACUCUCCCUCCGCCCAUCAAUGCCCUGCUGGACAACAUCACCUCUAUCCUAACCGUCAACUUCCCCCAAUACCCACCCCACACGGUCCAGCGCCUCUCCGAGAUAGUCUUGCACCCUAAGCAGCACUACCGCAGCCUCACCGCCUAUCUGCAUGCGCUCGACCGCCUAGUCCAUGUCACGAGCGGCGCCAACACCUACCCGUUGCCGCCAGCCAUCCCAGACAUAAGCGACAUGACGCGGCUUGCAAACGGGGCCGGCGCGAGCGGCCAGGCCGGCCUGAUGACCACGUCCGCGGCCAAUAAUGUCGGCAGCGACGAAGCACUAGGCGGCGCGCUCCUGACGCCGAUCCCGUGGCUGACCAGACGGGCAAACGGGGACGAAGACGGCACGGGGAGCGAGUCCGGGGGUAGCAGCUCUCCGCUGUCCGCGCAGGGCCAUGGCCAGGGACAGGACCAGGGACAGUCGCCGCAACACCGUUCCAGCCACAGCCAACAGUCCGGCCCUGGCGGGCGGCCACUGGAGGGGCAGGUCCGCACCGAGCACACCGAGACCAUCGACGGGCCCAACGGCGUCGGCAGCAUCGAGACAGUCUCCGUCUCAGUCAACGGCAUCCCGUCCACCGGCGCCGGCGGCGGGGGCGCCGUCCUCGUGUCGCGCGGCGUCACGCAGGGCGAGCUGCUGCGCCAGGAGCAGCGCGCGGGCGUUGUUCCCGUCAGCCAGCUCUCGCGGCACGGCCACGGCGCCGGACCACCCCACGCGGGAGGCGGCGGCGGCGGCGGCGGCGGCGGCAUGGGGGCAUCCGAUGCGCCCGGCAGCACCCCCACGGCGGCGGCGGCGGCGGCGGCGGACGAGGACGCGGCCAUGCCCGACGAGCACGAGAUGAUACCGCACGCGCGGGGCCCCGAGGAGAUCGGCGCGGCGGACACGGGCCCGCAGCAGGAGACGACCAGCAGCUACGUGACGGGCGGGGCCGGCGGCGUCGGCGGCGUCGAUAUGCACGGCAUCGACGUCGAGCGCGCCGUCGGGCGGCGCUCAGACCACCCUACGGCGAGUGGGGGCGGCGAGCAACAGCAGCAGCAGCAGCGAGGUGGUGGCAGCACCAGCAGCGGCGGCAGCAGCCCAGAAGGAGAGGCCGUGGUGCCGCGGUCGCCGAAGCGCGAGGCCGAGGAGGAUAUCGAGGGCGGUGCGAGCAAGAGGAUCCGCGAGGACGACGAUGGGGCCGCCGCCGCCACCGUGGUAGCUGGUGAUGGGAAUGGCGACGUCGCGCCGCCGAAGAGGGAUGCUGAAGGGGACGUUGUCAUCGCCGAUAGUGCCGAGGCCGCACCUGAGGCCGAGGCUGCUGGAGGUGGUGGGGAGGAGCCCGGGAGCGAGGCCGAGACGGCUGCUGCUGCUGAUGAUGAUGGUGCGAAGGAUGGAGUUACGGGGUGAAAAGAAGAAGAAAAGAAAAGAAAACGUGGAGGCGUCUGACUCGAGGCGUAUACUCCUUUCGAUACAGGGGGGAAUGGUUGGGCCCCUCGCCCGACUCCAAGCAGAGGCCGGGGCGGGAAUGAUACGAUACCAUUUGCGAAACGACUGUGUACGAUUCAAAUCCAUAGGCGUUGGGCGGUGAUGGACCACCACUACUACAUUGUUUAGUUGAUCAAUUACGAUGCCGACGAGGUGCUGUAAAAUGCCCCUUUUCGCAAGAGACCUACUACACAUUUGCUCCUCCUGCCGGCCUAGCUAAAAACCAGGCGCGUUCAUACUUUUGAUAUGGUACUGUACCAACCAAGAGGAGAUGUGUGCACCGUCCUCAGUCAAAGCCCGUCAAAAAUAUCAAGC